AUGCACAAUCGCGGCCCGCCUUACGGUGGCCACCACGGCUAUUCAUCCACCCAACCACAAUACAACAACCGCAACUAUCCACAACCGAGCUAUGCUUCACACGCAGGUUCGCCAGCUUACCGCCAUCCCCCACAACCACACCAUAGCCACCCACAAGGCUCAUCAUCACAGUCAGGUGCGCCGCAGUACCAACCGAAGCCGUCGGGACAGUUCAGUAACACACCGUCACACUCCGGCAGUCAGACGCCACAACGAGGAGGCUCGUCACAACGUUUUGGGCGUGGUCACUUCGCAAAUCUGUCAUGGACACCUGGCGAUGGUGUACGCGGUGGGAGCCUAGUACAGCCUGGUGACAAGUCAAGAGAGAAUUCAGUGACCGCGGACGCGGAUGCACAGGAUGAUGACAACCCCUUCCGACCUCCCGCGGAUAUGCGAGCAGAGGACGAAGGUGCUCGUAAACGAAAGCCUACACCAUCUGGACCAGCUUCGCAGAUGGCAUCCGUAGUGAUCGCGCCAGAGGGAGCCGGAGUUGAAGUGGAGAAAGAAAAGAACAAGAUAUCCUUUUCCAUAAAAGGCAGGGCGAGCGUGCAAAAUGCGCAAGUUGAGAAGUCAGCCCAUGCAUCGAAGGCAGAGACAUCGCCACUGGCGUCGAAGAAGCUACCCGCGACAGUAUCACCGCUUGUGCAGGCGAGCGUACCGAAGAGCCAGAAUUAUGUCGGCAACACUCGUGUUGGUGAUCCUCCCAACAAGCUUGUCAAGAAGGAGACUGUGCGGAGAAAACGUAUCAAGGCAAGGCCAACAAUGAGUGACGAGUUUGCUGCUUCGGAUAGUGUAUACUACAGGAAGACCGGGAAUGAAUCUGUUAUCGGGAGCGGGACUUAUGGCAAGGUAUAUAAGGCUAUACAUGUGUACACUGGUAAGAUGGUGGCGCUGAAGAAGAUCCGGAUGGAGGGUGAGCGGGAUGGUUUUCCUGUCACAGCGACCCGCGAGAUCAAACUAUUACAGUCGCUGAAUCACAUCAAUGUCGUCCCGCUACAGGAAGUCAUGGUGGAGAAGAACGACUGCUUCAUGGUGUUCGAGUACCAGGCUCACGAUCUGACUGGCCUGCUCAACCAUCCAACCUUCACACUCUCGGAAGGUCACAAGAAGCACCUAGCCAAGCAGAUGUUCGAAGGACUAGCAUAUCUGCACCACCGUGGAGUGCUUCACCGCGACAUCAAAGCGGCAAAUAUCCUCGUCUCCAAGACUGGCGAGCUCAAGUAUGCGGAUUUCGGUCUUGCGCGUUUCUACCAGAAGCGUAGCACACAAGAUUACACCAACCGAGUGAUUACAAUCUGGUACCGGCCACCCGAACUUCUGCUCGGCGAGACACAAUACGGCCCAGCAGUCGAUAUCUGGAGCGCCGCCUGCGUCCUCGUCGAGAUCUUCACCCGCCAUGCCAUCUUCCCAGGCGAUGGUGGCGAGAUCAAUCAACUCGACAAAAUCUACAACGUCCUCGGCACACCAUCCCGUAGCGACUGGCCCGGCCUCACUCAACUCCAAUGGUUCGAGCUCCUACGCCCAUCUCACCGCCAGCCCUCUACUUUCCGCGACAAGUAUAAGAGCAGAAUAAGAGAGGAUGCUUUCGAGCUUCUGGAAGCCAUGUUCUCGUACGAUCCGGCGAAUCGACCUCCGGCAUCGGACGUCCUGGAGCAUAGUUAUUUCACCAACGAGCCCCAGGCGCAGCAGGUCUGGGAAUUGGCGGAUCUGGAGGGCGAUUGGCAUGAAUUCGAGUCCAAGGCUUUGAGGAAGGAGAAGGAGAAGAGUGAGCGGGAGGCGAGACGGAGAGAGAGGGAAGUGGUGGAGAAGAGGAAGGCGGAGGAGAUGCCGCAGGGUGCUUUGCCCGGGGAGAAGAGGAUUAAGGUUGCUGUUGCUGCGGAAGCCCCUUGA
Recurvomyces mirabilis is the source of this 1929-nucleotide messenger RNA. RefSeq names its product serine/threonine protein kinase, CMGC, CDC2/CDK subfamily (gene LSK1). The record is from RefSeq and is a predicted model, not a curated record. Gene Ontology annotation, biological process: positive regulation of transcription elongation by RNA polymerase II; protein phosphorylation. Gene Ontology annotation, molecular function: RNA polymerase II CTD heptapeptide repeat kinase activity; cyclin binding; ATP binding. Bases 1 to 1929 code for a protein of 642 amino acids. Lineage: Eukaryota; Fungi; Ascomycota; Dothideomycetes; Mycosphaerellales; Teratosphaeriaceae. The transcript has 2 exons. Gene Ontology annotation, cellular component: nucleus; cyclin/CDK positive transcription elongation factor complex.